Messenger RNA from Penicillium coprophilum, 2070 nucleotides. RefSeq names its product putative AMP-binding enzyme. Gene Ontology annotation, biological process: long-chain fatty acid metabolic process. NCBI's taxonomy places the organism in Eukaryota, Fungi, Ascomycota, Eurotiomycetes, Eurotiales, Aspergillaceae. The transcript is spliced from 5 exons. The record is from RefSeq and is a predicted model, not a curated record. The coding region runs from base 1 to 2070 and encodes 689 amino acids. Gene Ontology annotation, cellular component: membrane; endoplasmic reticulum. Gene Ontology annotation, molecular function: long-chain fatty acid-CoA ligase activity.
AUGUUUUUCUCACAACCCGCCCACUUGGCUAAGGCCGAGGAGCUCAAGAAAGCCCCUCCAAAGGGUGUAGCUUACUCUGUGGCGAUUCCGGGCACUGAACAGCCAGGCCGGAGUCGGGUCUACCGAGCAUGGAAUGCGCAAAAAGAACUUUUGACGACAUUGGACCCCAAGGUCACCACGGCCCAUGAUAUGUUUGAGUCGACCGCCAAUCGCCAGCCCAAGAAUCACUGCCUUGGUUGGCGUCCGUAUAACUCCAUUACCAAGUCCUUUGAUCCAUACCAGUGGCUUAGUUACGAGACUGUGCAAAAGAGACGCGCUGCAUUCGGUGCUGGUCUGGUAGAGCUGCACCACAAACACAACUGCCAUCGCCCCGGUCAGUAUGGUAUCGGUCUCUGGGCCCAGAACCGGCCGGAGUGGCAGAUCACUGAUCUGGCCUGCGUUUCCCAAUCUCUGUACUCCGUCUCGAUCUACGACGUCCUGGCCCCGGACGCUACCGAAUAUAUUAUCAACCACGCAGAACUGCACUGUGUCGUCACUUCUCUACCCCAUAUCCCGACUUUGAUCAAGCUCAAGUCCUCUCUUCCGAAUCUCAAGAUCAUUAUCAGUUUGGACCCGUUGGAUGCAGGUGAGCAGGACAGUCUCACCAAGCGUGCCCUUCUCGAGUCCAUGGCCGCCGACCAGGGCCUGGCAAUCUAUACUAUGGAUCAGGUUGAGGAGCUGGGCUUGGCCUCAAAGCGCGGAUACAAUCCUCCUUCUGCCUCCGACAUUGUCACGAUCAACUACACCUCCGGUACGACCGGUCCCCCAAAGGGUGUCGUUCUGACGCACGGCAAUGCCGUGGCUGCCACGUCCUGCGGUCUCAUCACUAUCGAGCAAGCUCGAGGUGAUACGACAGCCUCUUAUCUGCCGCUGGCCCAUAUCUAUGCCCGCCUGGCAGAGCACACUGCUUUCUGGGGUGGUGCGCGAAUUGGUUAUUUCCAUGGAAAUAUCGCGGAACUGGUCGAUGAUUUGAAGUUGCUGAAGCCUACUGGUUUCAUGUCUGUUCCUCGUCUUUACAGUCGAUUCGGUAGCGCGAUCCGUUCCGCGACCGUUGAGCAGCCUGGCUUCAAGGGCGCUCUGUCGCGACACAUCAUUGCGGCCAAAACCGCCAACAUGAAGAAUCCCGAUCCCUCCAAGGCGACAGUCAGGCACGCUCUGUAUGAUCGUAUUUGGGCUAAAAAAGUGACUGCCGCUCUUGGUCUGGAGCGAACCAGAUAUAUGGUGUCUGGCUCCGCGCCCUUGGACCCGACCCUGCACAACUUCCUCCGUGUUGCCACCGGUACCGAUAUUCUUCAGGGUUACGGUUUGACCGAAUCCUACGCCUCGGCCACCGCCCAGCCGACGUAUGAUCUGACCGCCGGCAAUUGUGGUAGUCUCGCACCCUGCGUUGAGGCAUGCCUGGCCUCCCUGCCAGACAUGGAGUACUCCGUGGACGACAAGCCGUUCCCCCGUGGUGAGCUUUUGUUGCGCGGCAACAACAUGUUCCGCGAGUACUACAAGAACGAGGAAGAGACCCGUAAUGCCAUCACCGAAGAUGGCUGGUUCCGCACUGGUGAUGUCUGCACAAUUGAUGAAAAGGGCCGUUUCAUCAUCAUUGACCGCCGCAAGAACGUGCUUAAGCUCGCCCAGGGCGAGUACAUCUCCCCGAGCGUCUGGAGGGUGUCUAUGCAGACCUUCUUGGUUGGCAUCUUGGGUGUCGCGCCUGACCUCUUCGCUCCGUAUGCCAGCAAGGUUCUGGGCAAGACCAUUGCACCGACCGCGGAAGCAGUCAAGGAGUAUCUGGGUGAUGAUAAGCUCCGCCGUGCUGUGCUCGCUGACCUCGAGCGCGUGGCUAAGCAGCACAAGUUUGCUGGCUACGAGCGGAUUCGCAACGUCUCUCUCAAGGUAGAGCCUUUCACCGUUGAGAACAACUUGUUGACCCCGACUCUCAAGCUCAAGCGUCCUCCCGUUGUCAAGGUCUACCGUUCCCUUUUGGAUCAGCUCUACGAGCAGGCCACCGAGGAGAUGUCUGCUCCCAGGGCUAAGCUGUAG